This is a messenger RNA of Perkinsus marinus ATCC 50983, 395 nucleotides long. RefSeq lists its product as hypothetical. The annotation marks the transcript as partial. The record is from RefSeq and is a predicted model, not a curated record. The transcript has a single exon. Lineage: Eukaryota; Perkinsozoa; Perkinsida; Perkinsidae. Gene Ontology annotation, biological process: transmembrane transport. Gene Ontology annotation, molecular function: transmembrane transporter activity.
UUGCCGUGUUGGUCCAAUUUGGAGCGCAUUUCAUCAAGACCAUAUCACCACUGAAGGCGUACUAUGCCAAAGACCCUCAGUGGAGCCCUCCUAUUGACUCCUUACGAUGGGGUUGGUUUCAAUCUAUCGGCACUCUUCCAAACCUCAUCCUUCCCGCAGUAGGAGGAGUCGUCGUAGACAAAUGCUGGGGAGUUAAACUCGGCGUUAUGUUCUUCCUUGGGGUCGUUUGCACAGGGCAACUGAUAUUUUUCCUUGGCACGAAAAUACACAUUUUCUGGUUGGCACUCACUGGAAGGUUCAUCGCAGGCCUUGGGCAGGGCUGCGUGUCUUCACUCACAGGAGCGAUAGCGGCGAUUUAUUUUCCCAAUAAAAUUACCUUUGCAAUAGGAUUGACA